AUGGCAAUUAUUUAUGAUUACGAUAAGCUGUUGCUGUGCUUAUCAUUAUCUUAUGCCCGAGAGAACUAUAUUCUGCGUAUAUUACACAAAUAUGUGGUUGUCUAUCUUGCAAGGACAGGGGUGCAUCCAAAAGCGAAGCCCUCAGUGUCUGCAGUAUCUGGAAAGCUUUCCAAUAAAGCGGAUGCCAGCAGGGUCAUCACGAAGCAAGAUUACCGAACGACGUUUAUGUUUCGUGAUAUUCCUAACAAAUACACGCAGGAAAUGGUCAUGAAUUUGAUUAAUGAAACUCAUAAAAACACAUAUGACUUUUUUUAUCUCCGAAUGGAUUUCAAAAACAAAUGUAAUAUGGGAUAUGCUUUUAUUAAUUUCAUUGAAGCAAAGAGUGCAAUCAGCUUGCAUCAGGAACGUGGGGGCAAGAGAUGUUUAAUUCGGAUAAGCGUUUCCAAUUGUCCUACGCCACAAUUCAAGGAAAAGAAAGCCUUGAAUAAACAGCCCGACUACAAACCAAAAUUAUUUUACUCUGUAAUAUCCGAUGUCUAAGAGACAAUCAUUUCAAUCAAAUAUAAGAUAAUCCUUUAUUAAGUGC
Molecule: messenger RNA, 586 nt
Organism: Mucor mucedo
Lineage: Eukaryota; Fungi; Mucoromycota; Mucoromycetes; Mucorales; Mucoraceae
Product: RNA recognition motif 2-domain-containing protein
Exons: 5
Coding region: 1-540 (179 amino acids)
Molecular function (GO): nucleic acid binding
Source: RefSeq, a predicted model, not a curated record